AUGGAUUCCGAUCUCAAGGUUAUUGCAGAUUCGUUUGUUUGUGCGUGCUCAGCUUGCAGCAUUGCAGAGGAUGGGCUUGGGUUCGUCGGGCGUCGGGUUGAUUUGGGGAGAGCAGAUGAAGAUGAAGAAGAAUGUGAAUCCCAAGAAGGUGAUGAUCAAAGUGAGAGAGUAGAAGAUAUUCAACAUGAUGGCGAUUGGGUGUUCGAAGUUAUUGAUGAGGAAAACAAUAAUGUUAAUGUUGUUUCAUCUUUCUUAGCUCUUCACGAAGCAAUGGAAGGUGAACAAGGGAAAUAUGUCUCUGUGGAUGGGGAAAGUUGUGAUAUGUCAAAUAACCCAGAUCUUGAGGACCCAAUAGAGUUUUCCCCUAUUCAGUAUCACUCGGCACCAUCAUUGCAGUUUGAAAAUGUAGAAAACAUUGGUAAUGCCGUUUCAAGUGACUGGACGCCAUGGGGGAACACUAAUAUUGGAAACUCGGGUGGAGAGUUUAUCGUUGGCCAAGUUUUUAAUUCAAAAGCAGAUUUACAACAUGCUGCGAAGUUGUACUCUAUUAGUGCACAUCAAGAGUACGUUGUUGUUGAGUCAACUACAAAGUUUUUAGUCUUAAGAUGCAAGAAGGCUAAGCAAUCUCAAUGUCCAUGGAAACACCAUGCUAUGGUUGUAAAAGGUACAACUUCAUUUGCAAUCAAUAAAUACAAUGGUCUGCACAAAUGUGUAAAUCCUUGCUUGAAUCGGGACCAUCAACAAUUAGAUUCCAACUUGAUUGCUGCUCAUAUCCAAGGAAUGAUUAAGGCACAAUUCACAUUGUUAGUGGCUGCUAUUCAAGCAAAGCUGCCACAUUUUUUCAUUGCCUUAGAGCAGGCAAAUCCAGGAUGUGUUGUUAUUUCAAAAACAUUUCCUGGUAUUAUGGAGAAUACAGAGAUAUUUCAGCGAGUUUUUUGGACAUUUCAUCCAUCUAUUGAAGGAUUCAAGCAUUGUCGGCCUGUACUCAGUAUUGAUGGUACACAUUUGUAUGGCAAGUAUAAAGGCACUUUUAUGAUUGUUAUGGGCUGUGAUGGAAAUAAUCAGUUAUUCCCAUUGGCUUUUGCCCUAAUAGAGGGUGAGAAUAUUGAUAGUUGGGGCUGGUUUUUGACAUGUAUUAGAACCAUAGUAACUCAUAGGAGGGGACUUUGUGUUAUAUCAGAUCGACAUCCAGGCAUUAUGGCUGCAAUGAGCGAUGUUCAUCUUGGUUGGUCUGAGCCAUACACAUAUCAUAGGGUUUGUAUGCGUCAUCUUGCCAGUAAUUUUAUGACUCGAUUCAAGGAUAAAAUUUUGAAAAAUCUGAUGUGCAGAGUAGCCUUAGCAACCAAGAUUGAAAAAUUCAAUAAACAUAUGAACACAAUUGGGAGGAUUAAUGCAGCCGCACAACAAUGGUUGGAAGCAAUCCCUUUUGAGAAAUGGGCGCUCUCUCAUGAUGGAGGUCGAAGGUAUGACAUCAUGACUACAAACAUGUCGGAGGUGUUCAAUAGUGUGCUUAAAGGGGCUCGUAGCUCACCAGUGGGUUCUCAACAGUUUGAAGUAAGGAAGUGGCUCUUAGUGGGUUAUUGGCAGUCCGAAGUGAGCGGCAGAGGUAGUGGUUAUAUAGUAGCUCUAUUGAGCCAUUUAUAA
Messenger RNA from Vitis riparia (riverbank grape), 1644 nucleotides. RefSeq lists its product as uncharacterized. The transcript has 3 exons. Bases 1 to 1644 code for a protein of 547 amino acids. The record is from RefSeq and is a predicted model, not a curated record. Lineage: Eukaryota; Viridiplantae; Streptophyta; Magnoliopsida; Vitales; Vitaceae.